Messenger RNA from Schistocerca piceifrons (Central American locust), 4509 nucleotides. RefSeq names its product PHD finger protein rhinoceros. The record is from RefSeq and is a predicted model, not a curated record. The transcript is spliced from 22 exons. Bases 37 to 3795 code for a protein of 1252 amino acids. NCBI's taxonomy places the organism in Eukaryota, Metazoa, Arthropoda, Insecta, Orthoptera, Acrididae.
GGGCUGGGCUCGCAGCCAUGACGUGAGGUGCGGAGCAUGGCCCUCACCACCGGCGUACCGCAGGUGAACGCCAAGCGCGCCACGUACCGUCAGCGGCGGAUGGGCCCUGCGCCCUUCGCCUCGCUGGAGGACCUCAGCGACGACCAGGACAGCCCGCCGCCCAGCGGGGGCGGAGGAGGCGGCAGCGGGGGCGGCAGUGGGGGCGGCAAGCUGCCGGGCAUCCGCGAGGAUCCGCAGCCGUCGUCGUCGCUGCACACGCCGUCCACGCCGCGCAUCGACAUCUCGCGCGCCAGCUCCAGCUCGCACCACGACUCCAACAACAGCUCGCCGGAGAGGGAGCUCUUCGCAGGUCACCCGCCUCCAGUGCCGUGCAAGCUGGGCCUGGGCUUCAAGGAGGACGCGGCGGACCUGCGCUCCAGCACGGAGGAGCUGGACCUGGGCGACGACGACCCGGUGGGCUGCGAGGAGCGGCCGCGCAGCCGGCGCGGCUCCGCGCGCUCCGCCCGCGCCCUCGGCAUCAAGCAGGAGGCCGGCGGCCGGCCGCGCGGGGGCUCGCUCUCCAAGUACGAGCUGGACGCCGCCGCCGCAGCCUCCGCGCACGAGCGCAAGGACUCCCUCUCCAUCGUCAGCACCGGCAGGACGUCGCGGCUCUCCUCCGUAGGUUCGGCGGCGUCGGGGGCGUCGAGCGCGGCGUCGCACCUGUCGGUGGCGUCGUCGGGGGGCGGGCGGUCGCCGUCGCCGCAUAAGAUGCUGCUCGAGACGUCCUUCUGUGGCUCCAAGCCGCUGCUGGCGCAGCCCAGCAUCGAGCUGGACGAGCUGCCGCCCAGCGCCAAGGAGGCCAUCGCACAGGACGGCCCGCCGCUGCUGCUGCCCAACGUCAGCCCGGUGGUCAGCCCCGCGGAGCGCGAGCUGCUCGCCGCCAAGGAGCGCGCGCUCGCCGAGGAGGUGCGCCGCACUCCUGCCCUCUCCACACUCUGCCCUUCUAAUUCCUGUUCCGUGGUGCGCGAGCUGGAGAGCCGGCGGGCCGAGAAGCCGGCGGCGCCCGCGUCGCUCAGCCUGCCGGUGUCGCCGCCGCCCACGGGCGCCGCCCCCUCGCGCACGCCGUCGGCGUCGCCCAAGCCUUCGCGCCGCCCCCAGCGCGGCGCCCUGCGCGACGCCGACUCGCGCACGCCGUCGCCCGGCUCCGUGUCGCGCAAGAGCUCGUUCGCCUCGCUCUUCCGCAGGGGCGGCGGGGGCGGCAGCAGCGGGGGCGGCGAGACCACGCCCUCCACCGUCGUCAGCCCGGAGUCGCCCACCGGCUCCACCGGUGUCCGCCGCAACAAGUCCGGCAGCAGCUUCUCCACCAUCCUGGGCGACGGCUUCCGCGAGAGGUCCCGGUCGCGGAGCAAGAGCCGCGAACGCCAGCAGCCGGCGCAGCAGCAGGAGGGCAAGCCGCGCUCCAAGGGCGUCUUCUCGGCGCUCUUCAAGAAGAAGGACCGCAAGAAGGCCGGGCACGCCGAGCAGCCGUCUCCGGGAGACCUGCCGUCGCCGGAGUCCAGGGUGCCGCAGCAGGCGGCGGAGCCGCUGGCGACAGUCGAGUUCAAGUUCGACUCGGAGGCGGAGGCGCCGGCGCCGUCUGCCGCCGCCGCGCGGCGCGGUAGCGGGGGCGGCGGGGGCGGCGCGGGGGCGGAGGAGGCGCAGGCGCACCGGCGGGCCGCCUCCAACAAGCGGCGCGCCAUGCACGAGGCGCAGCUGCUGCCGGCGGAGUGCCAGGGGCUCGCAGACGUCAUCGCGGGCUCCGGGCUCGACAGGUGGGCAGCAGCUAGUAGUGUCGACCCAGGCACGCACGGCCUCAAACUCUGGCGUCCAUCGAUGCCGUAUUCUCUUGAUGUGGCGGAAUUAAUAGUGACGCUGGACUCUGGGCAGCCGCAGCAGCAGCAGCAGGCCAGGCCCCCGCUGGACGCGCCGCCCGCAGACCUGCCGGAGCCCGCCGGCACCGCCGAGAGGCGGGACCGACAGCCCGACACCGCGCAGGUGAUAGCGAGUGAAGCCGAGGAGGUGGCACCUGGAGCAGUGUUGCCUGCCCAGGUGGACACACAGCCAGAAGUUCAUCCGUUGCGGCCCGGUAGUGGCAGAGUUAUGGCGAUGGAGCAGACGGACACAGACUGGGCGUCACUUACUGCCCAGCGGGCCAAACGAUCACAAGCUGGAUUGCCAUGGUUAAACACUUGGAUCGCGCUGCUGUUCUUCUUGGUUACCAGCCAUGUUUCAUCACAUGGCACUGCCUCAGAAGCUGUAGACGUCCACUCAGCUCGAAGGUCACUGACCAGGGGCGGGCUGACUCCUGUGCGGCCGGCGGAGAGUGUGGCAGUGGUGGAGCUGCAGCUGAAGCCGCAGCCAGAGUGUGCCCCGGAGGCUGGACCUGACGCGGUGAAGCCGCCGUCGCUGGACGUGGAGGCAGGCGGUGGGCAAGUACAGCUGGGCGGCUGCAGCGUGGCCCACCAGGCGCUCUCCGAGGAGGCCUCCCCGGCUGGCAGCGCCGUCCUCCCAGCACAGGCGCCGGCGAGCACGGAGGAGGAGCGCCUGUCGUCCGACUCGGAGGCGGAGUUCGCGCGCGUCGCGGCCGCAGUGCUGGGGGCGGAGCCGGCGCCGCUGCUGGCCGCCGCGGGGGCGGAGGAGGCGGAGGAGGCGGACGGCGACGCAGAGCGCCAGGGGCUCGUGCUGCAGGACUCGUUCGAGGGCGAGCUGCCCUACGUGCCCACCACGCUGCCCCAGGAGCGGUCUGUGGCGGUGCCGAUCCUGCCGGUGCGGCAGCGGUCCGCGGCCGAGGUGCGCACCUGCCCAAUCGAGCGGCCGCGCUCCACCACGCCCAUCAACCCGGCGCUGCUGGACGAGUACGUGCAGCACGAGGCGCCCGCGCCGCCCCCGCCGACGCCAUCCGGGAGGUCGUGGUUCGAGUUCGCGGAGCAGGGCGCCGGCCUGCAGAGCCCGCGCGAGGGCCGCAAGCCGUCGCUGUCCGCGUCGUCGCCGUCGCCGCCGCCGCCGCCGCUGCCGCCGCGCGCCAACCCGCCGCCCCCGCCGCCGCCGCCCCCGCAGCCCGCCGCCCCCGCAGCGCGCCAGUGGAUCAACUUCGAGGAGAUCCCCGAGAAGCGCAAGCCGGCGCGCCGCAUCCAGACGCUGCCCGCGUCGACGGCGGGGCCGCCCGUCGUAUACAGCUAUGUCGAUCCAGAAGAGUGUGAGUGUGAGUGCCAUGAGACUUCUGGUGGCAAGGGUCGGUCCCACUCUGCAGCCUCAACCUCAAAAAAGAAGAAGGAAAAGGACAAGGACAAGGAGAAGGAAAGAGACAAAGAGAAGGAUAGAGAGAAAAUAAAAAGUGAUGAAAGAACGAGAAGUAGAAGCCGCAGUCGGAGCCACAGCAGGAGCCAAGAAGUGGUAGCUGGAGAUGGAAAGACUGCAAAUGUGAACAAGGAGCAGAGGCAGACGGCCCCCACAUCAUCUCCAACAGCUGAAGCUCACCACCACCAUCAUCACCAGCAGCAGCAGCAGCAGCAGCCAUCUGCAUCCUCCACCGGGGACCGACUGGAGGUUACAGAUGUUGCUGACAGGAACUCCUACCUCAGUGACUCUUCUUAUGAAUUUCCCAAUUCAUAUUCGAUAGAUACUAGUGAUUAUUCGGAUGGUCUGAAGCCAAUGAAACCAUUUGGUAUGGACCUGGAUGUGACCAGUAACAGGAGUAGCAUUAUUUCUCAGCAGGAUGAGACGCAGUCUCCUGAGGUGGGCUCUCCAAAUGGGAAUGAGACAAAACAUCGCCAGUAGUCACCCUCGAUUAGAAGAUGUGAGAGUGAGUGUUGUAGAAGAAAUUUAGAUACCAUCUGAACAUUAUUCUGCUGUUCUGCUCAAAGUUUGGUAUAUUAUUAAUGGCACUGCCAGUGUCCAUUUUCUGCAACAGCAUUUUUUUUAGUGUUGUGUUUAAUGAUGAUGUACAGUAAAGGCUCUACACAUAUGGAAUACACACCAUUGUUUUAGCGGAGUAUUUCACUUUACAGCUUAUUUUCUCAUUUUUUGGAAUCUUUUGAUGCUGUAAUAGUUUUUACCUUAGUCAUAUUGUCUGUAAGUUUUCAGCUGUUAUGCAGGUAUCUCUAUAUUUGUUUCUAAGUUCUGAUUUUAGAAAACACAGUGAGAAGAGAGUGCUGUGUGAUCCGUACAUUAUGAGCAUCUCCAAUGCUGGAGUCUAAUAAGAAUAUGACCCGUAAUGUUCCUAAUGAAUUCCUACAUUUGAUGUUACUCAAACUCAGUACUUGUCCUAUGCUUAAUAAAAGAAACAUACCCCUCUGUUAUACAGCUGUUAUCAAGUAAAGCAAUUGCAGUGUGAAACUCUGUAGUUCACUUUCAGAGAAAUGUGUAAUAUAACACUUCUCUGUGCACCACUACUAUCAUGAAGUUUGACUGCCUUAUAAUCUAAAACUUCUAGUAGUCAUUUCCUAGAGGAACAUUAUGACGCUUUACUUUUGUAGAAAGAACUGCACAUUA